AUGACCGGCCAAGCGAACAUUCCCAAGAGUCCACGCAAUCCUGCCUCCCGAAUCGGUCAAGCCCCGGCCGAGAACCCUCAAUCCUCGUUGAAACGCCCUCACGUCUUGACAUUCGGUCCUGCUCCCAUCGAAGUCCCUGCCUCCAAGCACUUCAAACAUUCCCAUCCCGGCGGCUGUCUGGACUCUAGCGAUGCACGCGUAGCCGAGCAUAAUCGCGGUGGCCAUGGUGGGCAAGAGGAGGCUUUGAAUAUCAACCUCAACCUCCCCCAUCCUGCAGCGGAAGCAUCCCAGACGGCCAAGCCAGUCUCCGUUCUCGAGGCGGCUGCCUCUGUCUUCGCUCGGGGGGACGAGAUGCCACACACAAGCACUUCUGAGACGGGAAGAGGACCGGCCGCAAGUUCAAUACCCAUCAGAACCUCGCCUCGAUUCAAUCGCAGGGGUAGCGACCACAAUGACGAUGCAAGACCUCGGCUGCCGUCAGGCGCGCAACUGUUUCAUUCAGUUGCACUUGCUGAGUACCUACAACUUGACGACCGACCGACCCUCGUGGUAGAUACAAAGGAUGACAACAACACCAAGUCUGUUGGCCUCAACCUGAUCUUCGCCAACACAGCCCUGAGGUCUCGCCAGGCGCUGUUCGACCUAGUGCGAGGAAAAUCGGAAGAUCCUACGUUACUUCUCGACUUAGGAACGCCCUUCAGUGAUUUCAAAGCCUGGGUGCUCAAUCCUCUGGCAGAAGCGGACAUCGUGUCGACCUUUCCAUUUGCUGGAUUGUUAUGGCAGAGCACCCUCAUUCGGAGUCGAUUACGGGUUAUACAUGGGCGACAGCAUCCGUUCUCCCCUCCUGCCAGCGGCGAAGCUCAAGGCCGCCCUGCUCUGCAGCAAUACACAGGUCUGGGCACUCUCUCCUCCCCCCAGAUACCUGGUCGAGGCGAUUCUCCAUCGCCCACUUAUUUCGAUAUUCCCCCGCGAACAGGCACACAAGCCGCCCGAACAAUGCAAAAGCUAGUCACGGAAUCCUUGCCCGCGAUGUCACCGGGAAGUCUGGAAUCGACGUCGCCAGUCGCAAGCGGCGACAUGACAUAUGCUGAACUGAUAAUGGGUUCAAGGUCGCCUCCUCCAGAUCAGAAGGCCAUAACAGCCACCAUCAAUCUCGAUGUCGACUCUGAUAUGGCCGGCUCCGAGGUGCCGAAAGGAUAUUUUGACUGGACGCGGCUGCCCUUGUCAUCGUCUUUGCCAUCCCAUGUACAGUUCGCCAGAGGGAUUGACUGGGCUUCCACCAGCCUAGGGCCCAUCGAGAACUGGUCCGCAGAUUUGCGGGGAAUGUGCAAUUUGAUCAUGGCGAGUCCCCAUCCGUCUGCGAUGUAUUGGGGUCAGGACCAUGUCGCCAUUUACAACGAGGCAUAUAUUCUGCUGGCUGGGCAGAAGCAUCCAAAAUUGAUGGGGAGCCGCUAUCGCGAUGUAUGGUACGAGAUCUGGGAAGCGCUGGAAGAUGUCUUCGAGAAUGCCUUUAAAAAUGCCCAAGCCACUAUGAAGGAUGAUGAUUGCUUGUUCAUCCUGCGCAAUGGCUUCUUGGAGGAGACUUACUUUUCUUGGUCCAUCAUUCCUUUGAUCGGGGCUGACGGGGCCGUGGUCGGACUGUACAAUCCGGCGUUCGAAAAGACCCGCCGCAAGAUCGCGGAGAGACGGAUGUUGACGCUUCGUGAGAUUGGCGAACGGACUGCGGCUGCCCGUAAGGUCUCGGACUUUUGGGGCUUGCUGCUUGAAGGCCUCGAGUACAACGAGUAUGAUGCACCCAUGGUUCUGAUCUAUUCUCUAAACGAGGAUUUGGCAGACAGUGACGCUGCCUCGUCAGGAUCUAGUGGAGCAGCUUCGAACAAGAUCUGCUACCUCGAAGGUAGUUUAGGCGUGCCCUCGGGUCAUAAAGCCGCUCCUCCGACGAUAGACAUGAAGACGAGUACAAAGGGCUUUGCUCCAUCGUUUCGACAAGCACUGACAACCGAUCGACCCAUCGUCCUCCGCGUGGAAGACGGCUCUCUUGAAGCAGACUUGCUCACCGGCAUUGAAUGGAGAGGCUUCGGCGACCCUUCUCGUGUGGUGGUGAUUGCCCCCAUCCACCCGACUACCGGGGAGUCGACCUUGGGUUUCUUGGUCAUGGGCACAAACCCAAGGAGGCCAUAUGACGAAGACUACGAUCUGUUUGUCCAGCUGCUCGGCCGACAGCUUGCCACGACGAUUGCAUCUGUGGUAUUGUUCGAAGACGAGAUCAAGAAGGGGGAGCGGGCUGCACAGCUGGCUGCACAGGAUCGCAUUGAGCUGAACAAUCAGCUGGUCGCAAGGACUCAGCAGGCGGUGGAAGCCGAGAACAAGUUCACCAGAAUGGCGGAACUGGCCCCCGUUGGAAUAUUCAUUGGUGAUGUGGAUGGUAAGAUCAAUUUUGUGAACGACGCCUGGUACAACAUCACCUCUUUCCCACGGGAUAUCGACGUCGACGUCGAAUGGAUCAAAUAUGUGGUUGAAGAAGACCAAGUCAAGGUCUGGGACAUGUGGAAGACCAUGUUUGAGAAGCGAUGUGCUGUGUCCCUGGAGUUCCGGUUCAAGACGCCCUGGAGAGACAAGCUUGGAAACACCGGGCCGACGUGGGUUCUAACCAGUGCCUCGCCGGAACGGGAUGAUGAUGGACGGCUUAAACGAAUCUUCGGGUCGAUGACCGAUAUUAGCGCACAAAAAUUUGCGGAAAACCUUCAGACCCGUCGGAUGGAAGAGGCUGUGGAACUCAAGCGACAGCAAGAACGAUACAUCGAUACUACCUCUCACGAGAUGCGAAAUCCUCUUUCGGCCAUCUUGCAGUGUGCCGACUCCAUCACCGCCUCUUUAAUUGAGAUGCGGGAAGCAGGCCAGCUCAAUACACCGCAGCUGGAAGUCCUUGAUCAUACGAUUGACUCGGCCCAGACCAUCACACUCUGUGGUCAACAUCAAAAAAGAAUUGUAGACGACGUGUUGACGCUCUCCAAGCUCGAUUCGGCAAUGAUGGCCGUGUCACCCAUCGACACGCAACCGAUCAGCGUCAUGCGGAAGGUUAUCAAAAUGUUCGAAGCCGAACUGAAGACGUCCGACAUCAAGAUGGAAUUGAAUGUGGAGUCUUCAUACCAGCAAAUGGGCGUCGACUGGGUUCGCCUGGAUCCGCACCGUCUUUCCCAGGUCUUGAUCAAUCUCAUGACCAAUGCCAUCAAAUUCACCACCAUGCAGGAAAAGCGGGUGAUCCGGAUGCAUGUUGCCGCCUCGGGCGACAAACCCUCGUCCGAGGAUAAAUGGAGGUUGACUUACAUCCCAUCACGGUCCACCCGGGAUAAAGAUGUUACCGCGGGGAACGAAUGGGGGUUGGGGGCGCCAGUCUAUAUCCAUUUUGCCGUGCAGGACACCGGCCGGGGCCUGGAUGACUUGGAGAAGAAGCAGCUGUUUCAGAGGUUUUCGCAGGCCAGCCCGCGGACUCACGUUACCUAUGGUGGUUCCGGGCUUGGACUUUUCAUAUCCCGAGAACUUGUGGAACUUCAGGGCGGCGAGAUAGGGGUCGCUUCCGAAAGCGGGAAAGGCAGCAUCUUUGCCUUCUACGUCAAGGCGCGAAUGUCAUCGGGCGAAGGAGAGGACGAUCGGUUAACGGCGGAUUCAUACGUCAGGAAUGGGCCGAAACCACCUCACGCCGCGGUGACCUCCCGGCACACUUCGCCUCUACAAGGUCUGCCUUCCGGGUCUAUCAAAGCUGCACCGGCGACCAAAGUCACACUGUCUGCACCGAUUCAUAUCUUGGUUGUCGAAGACAAUCUAAUCAAUCAAAAGGUGCUGGCGACACAGUUGCGAAAGAUUGGUUGCGUCGUUCAUGUUGCAAACCAUGGCGGGGAAGCCAUCGAACAAAUCUGCAAUUCAAAAUACCACCGCGACCAUGUUGUUGACGGGAUUGAAAUCGAUGUUGUGCUUAUGGACCUGGAAAUGCCUGUCAUGGACGGCCAGACUUGCGCAAGGAAGCUAAGGGAAAUGCAAAAUACCGGAGAACUGGUCGGCCACAUCCCAGUUAUUGCUGUUACGGCCAAUGCUCGGGCCGAGCAGAUUCAAAUGACCUUGAAGAGCGGUAUUGACGAUGUGGUCAGCAAACCGUUCCGGAUUGCGGAGCUGAUUCCGAAAGUGCAAGAUGUGAUGGACAGGUGCUCUAACCAGGCGAAGUCGGCUUCGAAUUGA
Capronia coronata CBS 617.96 is the source of this 4233-nucleotide messenger RNA. RefSeq lists its product as uncharacterized. Gene Ontology annotation, molecular function: phosphorelay sensor kinase activity. Lineage: Eukaryota; Fungi; Ascomycota; Eurotiomycetes; Chaetothyriales; Herpotrichiellaceae. The coding region runs from base 1 to 4233 and encodes 1410 amino acids. The record is from RefSeq and is a predicted model, not a curated record. Gene Ontology annotation, biological process: phosphorelay signal transduction system; regulation of DNA-templated transcription; phosphorylation. The transcript has a single exon.